Adineta ricciae is the source of this 548-nucleotide messenger RNA. NCBI's taxonomy places the organism in Eukaryota, Metazoa, Rotifera, Eurotatoria, Adinetida, Adinetidae. The record is from the annotation of a GenBank genome assembly.
AUGGCCAAAUUAGAUCCUUUCCGACGAUCACGUCGAUCAACAAUUAUAUCUCCGACUCGAUAUAUUCGUGAAUGGCAUUGGCAUGCACUAUCAGUUCUAGUUUGCAUCGCCUGUCUUCUAACAUUUAUCGCAGGAUACGUGAAUACAAUUUGUAUUGUAAAUGCAUUUCGUCUUCCGCUAACUGCUCUGACGGGUAGUACGUCAAAAAUGGCGAUUAUUCUCGCUCAAGGCCGCUUUGACAUUGCCUUUCAUUUCUUUUUAUUGAUCUUUUCAUUCGCUUGGGGCAGUUUUAUUUCGGCUGCGAUCAUCGGUGGUUCUUCGUUUCGAAUUCAACAUCAUUAUGGCUUUGUACUCUUUCUCGAAUCUAUCGCUCUCGGUAUUGGCAGUCUUUUCGAAAAUGUUCAUAUUUCAUUGAAUUCUCAUUGGGAAGCAUUAUCACCGAGUGCAUAUUUAGUAUGUUUGGGAUUUGGACUACAAAAUGGUAUGUGUACGACGUAUUCAGGUGCUGUUAUUCGUACGACACAUGUAACAGGAACAAUGACAGACAU